Molecule: messenger RNA, 2400 nt
Organism: Carlito syrichta (Philippine tarsier)
Lineage: Eukaryota; Metazoa; Chordata; Mammalia; Primates; Tarsiidae
Gene: INTS14
Product: integrator complex subunit 14
Exons: 13
Coding region: 369-1925 (518 amino acids)
Biological process (GO): snRNA 3'-end processing
Cellular component (GO): integrator complex
Source: RefSeq, a predicted model, not a curated record
UGGGCGCGGGUUGAGAGAGGAGACCGGGCCAAGGUUGCAGCGCUUGCCUGCUGGGCUGCCGGGAAGGGUAGGGGUGAGGAACCAAGCAGGGCCAGGCCAGCCCGCCCGCCGCUCCUCCAGUGGCACGACCUCGUCCCCAUCCGGAGAGGCCUCCGGACAUCAGGUGGUUCUGACGAUUUUCAGUAGCCGAGCAGCAAACUGGAAGAGGGAAGAGUGAUGACAAAGGCUCGCUGACAAGAUCGGAACCCAGGCGGUGGCCCAGCAUGGAGUAAUAGGACAGGAGUACCACGCAGAGCCCCAGGGGUUCCUGGAGGCAUUUCUCUAUAAUUGUUUACAUUUUGAUUGGAUACACUGGGAUCAUUUUCAUCAUGCCCACCGUGGUGGUAAUGGACGUAUCCCUUUCCAUGACCCGACCGGUGUCUGUCGAGGGGUCCGAGGAAUACCAGCGUAAGCACCUAGCAGCCCACGGUUUGACAAUGCUGUUUGAACACAUGGCCACAAAUUAUAAGCUUGAAUUUACAGCACUCGUGAUUUUUUCAUCUCUUUGGGAGCUGAUGGUCCCCUUCACAAGGGAUUAUAAUACCCUACAGGAAGCACUAAGUAACAUGGAUGAUUAUGACAAAACCUGCCUGGAGUCUGCAUUAGUUGGUGUUUGCAAUAUCGUUCAGCAAGAAUGGGGUGGCGCAAUUCCUUGCCAGGUGGUUCUGGUGACUGAUGGCUGUCUUGGCAUUGGCAGAGGGUCACUGCGGCAUAGCCUAGCUACUCACAAUCAGCGAAGUGAGAGCAGUAGGUUUCCACUGCCUUUUCCUUUCCCGUCUAAGUUAUAUAUCAUGUGCAUGGCGAAUUUGGAGGAGCUUCAGAGCACUGAUUCCUUGGAAUGCCUUGAACGUCUCAUAGAUUUAAACAACGGUGAAGGGCAGAUUUUUACUAUUGAUGGCCCCCUGUGCUUGAAAAAUGUGCAAUCUAUGUUUGGCAAACUAAUCGAUCUGGCAUAUACACCUUUCCAUGCUGUCCUCAAGUGUGGCCACUUAACUGCUGAUGUGCAAGUCUUCCCCAGGCCAGAACCUUUUGUUGUAGAUGAAGAAAUUGAUCCUAUCCCUAAAGUCAUUAACACAGAUUUGGAAAUAGUGGGAUUUAUCGACAUAGCUGAUAUUUCAAGUCCCCCAGUUCUGUCCAGACAUCUGGUCUUACCUAUAGCACUUAACAAAGAAGGUGAUGAGGUGGGCACUGGCAUCACUGAUGACAAUGAGGAUGAAAAUUCAGCCAAUCAGAUUGCAGGAAAAAUACCCAAUUUUUGUGUCCUGCUCCAUGGUAGCCUAAAAGUAGAAGGAAUGGUGGCGAUUGUUCAAUUAGGUUCUGAAUGGCAUGGAAUGCUCUACUCCCAGGCUGACAGCAAGAAGAAAUCAAACCUCAUGAUGUCUCUCUUUGAGCCUGGCCCAGAACCUCUUCCAUGGCUCGGGAAAAUGGCACAGUUAGGUCCUAUUUCAGAUGCUAAAGAAAACCCCUAUGGUGAGGAUGACAAUAAGAGCCCAUUCCCCUUGCAGCCCAAAAACAAACGCAGUUAUGCCCAGAAUGUGACUGUCUGGAUCAAACCCAGUGGCCUGCAGACAGAUGUACAGAAGAUUUUAAGAAAUGCAAGGAAACUACCUGAAAAAACACAGACAUUCUAUAAGGAACUGAACCGUCUGCGAAAGGCCGCCCUGGCCUUUGGUUUCCUGGACCUGCUGAAAGGGGUGGCAGACAUGCUGGAGAGGGAGUGCACCCUGCUGCCUGACACAGCCCACCCCGAUGCAGCAUUCCAGCUGACCCACGCGGCCCAGCAGCUCAAGCUGGCCAGCACAGGCACCUCUGAGUAUGCCAUGUACGACCAGAACAUCACGCCUCUGCACACAGACUUCUCUGGUAGCAGCACUGAGAGGAUGUGACACUCACUUUCAGAGCCUUCUUUUUUCAGUGGAAAAUGAUUUUGAGCAAAAACCUUUCCAGUGCGUUCACAUUGGCAACAGCCACCCGGGACCCCCAAGGCUGCAACAGAAGCAUCUGUGCUGUGCUGAAUGACUCUAGUAUGCAGAGAGCCUGAAGCAUGGUUGGCUGGUUGGGCUCUCACUUCGUGGGGCUCAUGAUUUUUAAGCCUAAAAGACAGCUACCGCUGCCAUUACGGGCACAGCUCCCAAGACACUCGGAGACGAGACAGAACUCCAGCUUUCGCAGGAAACCUGGACAGCCAGGGUCCUCUGGCUUCCAGAAAGCAUCUUCUCUCCAGCUUUCUGCCUCAACUCUAAGGACUCUUUCAUGCUUCUGUUCUUGGUAGAAGCCACUCUGUAGUCUGGGGCUUGCUAAGCACAAACUCAACACCAUGAAAUUUCAGAACUUUCCUUAGAACUUGGGUAAAAGCUGGGU